Molecule: messenger RNA, 3291 nt
Organism: Colletotrichum navitas
Lineage: Eukaryota; Fungi; Ascomycota; Sordariomycetes; Glomerellales; Glomerellaceae
Product: Cullin family protein
Exons: 3
Coding region: 331-2850 (839 amino acids)
Biological process (GO): protein ubiquitination; ubiquitin-dependent protein catabolic process
Cellular component (GO): Cul3-RING ubiquitin ligase complex
Molecular function (GO): ubiquitin protein ligase binding
Source: RefSeq, a predicted model, not a curated record
UGACCACUUACAUCCCCUCCUUCCUUUGCAAUGUCUACUUGUAAUAUAUUCCAGUCCUCCGAACCUUCGCCCUGCCCGUCUUUGGGCGGCCGACCUCUUCCUUGCUAGCCAGCUCGAAUGCUCUCAACUUCCCACCUUGUUUCCCCUUCGCUUCUUCCACAAUAACAAGGUGUUGCCUUCACUCAUCCCGCCACACGCGAAAAGCUACCCCGCCUCCACCGACUCAGUCACUCCCGCGAUAGCUUUCUCGACCUGAAACGACCACCCACCACUACCGAAUCCCGCAGAGGUUUUCCCCUUCAUAGUUCUAAAGAUACGCACAGGCAGACGAUGAUUUCUGGCAGAGGCGGCGGAGGCACGGCCAUGCGAGCCGGCCGCAUUCGGCCCCCGCGCCGCCCAGGUCGGCUCACAUCCGGCAUCGAUACUAGCGACUUCGAGCAGUGUUGGGAGACACUGAAACAGGCCCUCACCGACAUCCAUAACCAGAACUGCAGCACUCUGUCGUUCGAGCAACUCUACCGAGCGUCUUACAAGAUAGUACUUAAGAAGAAGGGCGAGUUGCUUUACGAGCGGGUCAAGCAGUUUGAAGAGCAAUACUUUUCCGAGCACGUCAUCCCCACCAUCGAGCGCCUGGUCACGGCCAACCUCGUAAGCGCCGCUAUGGGUGGUGCGGCCACAUCGGUCAAUGAGCGGCGAAAGAUGGGUGAGAUAUUCCUUGGAGGUGUGAGAAAGUCCUGGGACCACCACAACACCUCCAUGAAUAUGACGGCCGAUAUUCUCAUGUACCUCGAUCGGGGCUACACUCAGGACGCCCGCAAGGCGUCCAUCUACACGGCCACCAUUGGUCUUUUCCGUGACCAUAUUCUCCGGGCGUCGCUCAACUCGAGUGGACAAUACACCGUCUUCGACAUACUCAACUCGGUCAUUCUCGACCACGUCAACAUGGAGCGCGACGGUGAUACGAUUGACCGCCACCUGCUGCGGAACAUUAUUCGGAUGCUGGAUUCUCUCUACGAGUCUGACGAAGAAAACGAGGCCGAGAAGCUGUACCUGACUGUAUUUGAGCCCGCAUAUCUCGAAUCCGAGCGUGACUACUACAGGCGCGAAUGCGAGCGACUGUUCCGCGACGCCGACGCCGGCGCAUGGCUGCGGCACACCCAACGCCGGCUGCAGGAGGAGAACGACCGAUGUGACACCACCAUCCAUUAUGAGACGAGAGAGAGGUCCAUCAAGGUCGUUGAGGAGGAACUCAUCUCGGCACAUCUGGACGACUUUUUGAACCUCGAGGGUAGUGGCUUGAAGUCGAUGGUCAACUACGAUCGCGAGGAGGAACUGUCUAUCCUCUACCAGCUGGUAUCACGGGUCGAUUCAAAGAAGACGUCGCUGAAGAAGAUCCUGUCCGCGCGCGUGAUUGAGCUCGGCCUCGAGAUUGAACAGAUGUUGAAGGAUACCAACUUCUCAGCCGCCUCAGCACAGGCUGACGGGGAGGAGAUUGAUGGCGGAGAGAAAACCAAAGCGUUGAGCUCGUCCGCUCAGCAGACGGCUGCGGCGAUCAAGUGGGUCGACGACGUCCUCAAGCUCAAAGACAAGUUCGACAACCUGUGGACCAAGUGCUUCCAAGAGGAUCUCAUUAUUCAAACCGCACUCACGAAGAGCUUCUCCGACUUUAUCAACAUGUUCACCAAGAGUUCCGAAUAUGUCUCACUGUUCAUCGACGACAAUCUUCGACGCGGUAUCCGAGGCAAAACCGAGACCGAGACCGAGGCAGUGCUGGAGAAGGCCAUCACGGUGAUCCGCUACCUCUCAGACAAGGACCUCUUUGAGCGGUACUACCAGAAGCACUUGGCGAAGCGUCUGCUCAACAACAAGUCGGAGAGCCACGAUGUCGAGAAGUCGAUGAUUUCGCGGAUGAAGCAAGAGCUUGGCAACCAGUUCACCGCCAAGUUCGAGGGCAUGUUCAGAGACAUGGAAUCGUCUGCCGAGUUGACGUCAGGCUACCGGGACCAUAUCAAGGGCUUGGGCGACAUGUCACGCAAACAGAUCGAUCUCGCUGUCAAUAUCUUGACGACCAACUCGUGGCCUCCCGAGAUCAUGGGCCGUACGUCGCAGUUCUCCGAGGGCGGCGGCUGCAUCUUCCCCGAAGAGAUCAAGCGCCUCCAGGAAAGCCUUCUCAAGUACUACCUUACAAACCGCAGUGGCCGCAAGCUAACUUGGCUUGGGUCGACCGGCAACGCCGAUGUCCGCUGUGUUUUCCCCGCCGUUCCUGGUGGAAAGGGACCGCUGGCGCGUGAGCGUAAGUACGAGAUUAAUGUUCCGACUUACGGCAUGGUUGUGCUCUUGCUCUUCAACGAGCUCGGAGAGGGCGAGGAGCUUUCCCUUGAGGAGAUUCAGGCCAAGACCAACAUACCGCCUCAAGACCUUGCCAGAACCCUUACUUCUCUGGCCAUCGUCCCGAAAGCGAGAUUGCUGGCCAAGGAGCCCGCCACCAAGUCCAUCAAGCCGGGCGACAAGUUCAAAUUCAACACGUCUUUCGUCAGCAAGACUGUGCGCAUCAAGGCGCCCAUCAUCAACGCCACCAGCAAGGUCGAGGGCGAUGAGGAGAGGAAACAGACGGAGGAGAAGAACAACCAGACCCGAGCCCAUAUCAUUGACGCCGCGCUUGUCAGAAUCAUGAAACAACGUAAAGAGCUUGGCCAUUCGCAGCUCAUCACCGAGGUUAUCGAUCAACUCAGCAGUCGGUUCAAGCCCGAGAUCAGCCUUAUCAAGAAGCGGAUCGAAGACCUCAUCGUGCGCGAGUACCUCGAGCGGGUGGAGGAUGCAUCAACGCCAACGUAUCGCUACCUGGCGUAAGAGCGCCACGUGACACGAAGGAUAGAUACGAUUCUCAUGAAACGGGUAGAGGUAGAGGGUGUCAUUUAGGGCUGCAUCACGGAGGGUUUACGGGAUUUCUAACCAGGCACGGCGUUUUCAGGGCGGGUUGACGGAGGAACUACACUUUGACAUCUCUAUUCGUUUCGAAGAAAAAAAGGGUCAUGGUGUCUCGGAGAUGGCGGGGAGUAUGUACCAAAACAUUCAGCAUUGCGUCCAUCGUAUGGUCCGGACGAGCAAAGUCUAUGGUGGUCUCUGUCAAGGGACCAAAGGAAAGGCGAGCUCGCGGGCUUACAUGGAUCUGAUUCAGACCUUGCUGACAGGUGGAACCCAAGGCGGUCAUGUCAAAUACUUGGCUUCUUUCGCAUGUAUAGAAUUCCAGGGGAUAAUGUCUUUGAUGGCUCGCGCCCUUUUGAAGCUGCU